This is a messenger RNA of Hypomesus transpacificus, 2394 nucleotides long. RefSeq lists its product as uncharacterized. The transcript is spliced from 12 exons. Gene Ontology annotation, cellular component: microtubule; centrosome; spindle pole. Gene Ontology annotation, biological process: positive regulation of cytokinesis. NCBI's taxonomy places the organism in Eukaryota, Metazoa, Chordata, Actinopteri, Osmeriformes, Osmeridae. Bases 385 to 2079 code for a protein of 564 amino acids. The record is from RefSeq and is a predicted model, not a curated record.
GCAACGGACACAUCUUGGCAUUCCAAAGCAUUAUGAUGUCACGCCUGACGCUUUUUGGCAGCCGAUAUUAGCUAAGACUGACACAAACAGAAACUCAGUACAGAGAUAAGGUCUUAACGCGUACCACUAAUAUUAGUGUCAUUGCACAGUUAAGAACGAGCACUGUCAGAAAUAUGGGAGUUACAUCAUGUGUGAGAACUUUUGGUGUGCUUUAGUUGGAAGAGAAGCCUUAAGUAGGCUACCUGUGUGCCUUACCAGUUGCCAAAUACUAGUAGGUAAACACUGUCUUGUGUUCACAGGAGUGUUCACAAUUUUCCAUCUGCAAAAUUGAGAAAACUCAACUUGAGAACUUCCUCAAGCAACAGAGGGCCAAAGUUUCAGAAAAUGAAGCUUAACCCUAACUUUAAACAAGAUGGUCCUUACAUGGAAACAAGGGAGUACGGUGCCUCCCUCAGAAGAGAUCCCUCCACUCUGACUGAAGGGGGGAGAGGGGUGUACAUGGGCCACCACCCGGCCGAGGGCAGGGGUCCCUGGGCUGAGGAGGGUGGACCUCCCUAUAGAGAGAGCAGGACCACCAGACUGGGAAGGGUGGAGCCUGUUGAGCGGAGGGCACCAACGUACAAAGAGGAACUAGAACAGCAGAUCCAGGAGAAGCAGGAGCGCCUGAGGCUGGAAAAGAAAGAAAGAGACUGGGCUGAGGCCAAGAUGGAGGCUGAAAUGAAAAACUACAACCCAUGGGGCCGGGGAGGGUGCGGCGCACCCCACAGAGACACCCGAGGGGACCUCAUAACUGACCUGAAGCAGAUGCACAGGCAGAAUGAGGAAGCUUGGCUGAACCCCGAGACCUCUGAGACAAAAGCCAAUAUCACCAGGCCCAACCUGAGAGAGGACAGACUGCUGCCUCCUAUCAACACAGUCUCAGGUUGUGAUCAUGUCCAGACCAGUGACAUUUUCAGCAGGUCGUUUGCUAACCAGCAGACAGGGCCGCACUGGGGGCAACACCUGGCCGGGGGCAGGGGUCCCUGGGCUGAGGAGGGUGGACCUCCCUAUAGAGAGAGCAGGACCACCAGACUGGGAAGGGUGGAGCCUGUUGAGUGGAGGGCGCCAACUUAUCAGGAGGAACUGGAACAGCAGAUCCAAGAGAAGCAGGAGCGCCUGAGGCUGGAAAAGAAAGAAAGAGACUGGGCUGAGGCCAAGAUGGAGGCUGAAAUGAAGAACUACAACCCAUGGGGCCAGGGAGGGUGCGGCGCACCCCUCAGAGACACCCGAGGGGACCUCAUAACUGACCUGAAGCAGAUGCACAGGCAGAAUGAGAAUGCCUGGCUGAACCCCGAGACCUCUCAGAGAAAAGUCACCAGGCCCAACCUGAGAGAGGACAGACUGCCUCCUGUCGACACAGUCUCAGGUUCUGAUCAUGUCCAGACCAGUGACAGUUCCAGCAGGUCGUUUGCUAACCAGCAGACAGGGGCGCACUGGGGGCAACACCUGGCCGAGGGCAGGGGUCCCUGGGCUGAGGAGGGUGGACCUCCCGAUAGAGAGAGCAGGACCACCAGACUGGGAAGGGUGGGGCCUGUUGAGCGGAGGGCGCCAACUUAUCAGGAGGAACUGGAACAGCAGAUCCAGGAGAAGCAGGAGCGCCGGAGGCUGGAGAAGGCAGAGAGGGACCGGGCUGAGGCCAAGCUGGAGGCCGAAAUCAAGAACUAUGACCCAUGGGGCCGGGGAGGGUGCGGCGCACCCCUCAGAGACAACCAAGGGGACCUCAUUACUGACCUGAAGCAGAUGCACAGGCAGAAUGAGGAAGCUUGGAUGAACCCCGAGACCUCUCUGAAAAAAGCCACCAGGCCCAUCCUGAGGGAGGACAGACUGCCUCCCAUCUACACAGUCUCUGGUUUUGCCCCUGUUCAGACCUCGAUGUAUGCCAGAGGAAAUGUGUUUCCUAAUCAGCCAACGCUUCAUCAACUUACUGAACUGGAUAAGUAUAAGCUUGGUCUAAAAAAACAGGUACAGUGUGGUAUGGUUUGGGAUGUGUCAUGUAUAGAUUUCAAGACCCUGGCCUCUGGUGGCUGUAGGGUCUUUUAGCUUCAACAAGCCAUUGAUUUGAUGGAUGUUGUGUACUGUACACAAACACACGCACACACGCGCACACACACACACAGGUACAUGAUGUUGUAUAACAAACUGUUUACCUUUCGGGCCCUGCCCAGAUUGAGGAGAAGCACCUUAAGGAGGCAGAGGAGAGGGAGAAGCUACGCCUGGAUGAGGCAAAGGAAGAGAGGAGGCUGGCAGAGCAGAGAGCUCAAAUGAAGAGGGAGUUUGAAGAGGAGAAGGAGAUCCGAAAACUCAAGGAGAUGGAGAAAAGGGGCAAAAACAAGGAGCUGGUCCGUCUUGCAGAGG